Molecule: messenger RNA, 363 nt
Organism: Diaporthe citri
Lineage: Eukaryota; Fungi; Ascomycota; Sordariomycetes; Diaporthales; Diaporthaceae
Exons: 2
Coding region: 1-363 (120 amino acids)
Source: RefSeq, a predicted model, not a curated record
AUGGUGCAGUUCAACGCCGACGUCGUAGCUGCUGCAGCCGCCGCCCUCAACUUCACCCAGGUGGCGCUGACACCUCCUCUCGAUUGGAUUGCUGGAGGCUCCCUGUUCCCAUCUCGGAUUAUCGCUGGGUAUAACGCCCCGUUGGACGAGUACACUGCCGAAGAGUGGUCCGCCCAUAUCUUGGACGCCUGUAAGGGUUUUGAGGCUUGCACUUCAGCCGAUGGUUUCCAAGCAACGAACAGUGGCAGCACGGGUGGGCGCUUUUGGUUCGGGUAUGUCUACCGGGGUGGUGCCACGGACGAAUCAUUUUACGUCCGCAGUGAGGGAGUGACCGAUGCGUUCGCGUGGACUAUCGCCGAGUAA